This is a messenger RNA of Sphaeramia orbicularis (orbiculate cardinalfish), 6102 nucleotides long. RefSeq names its product mucin-2-like. Lineage: Eukaryota; Metazoa; Chordata; Actinopteri; Kurtiformes; Apogonidae. The transcript has 7 exons. The record is from RefSeq and is a predicted model, not a curated record. The annotation marks the transcript as partial.
ACAACCACAGCAAGCCCCACUAAAACCAAAGCUAGCCCCACUACAACUACAGCUACCCCAACUACAACUACAGCUUCCCCAACCACAACAACCGCUGCCCCGACUACAACAACUGCCACACCAAAAACUACCACAGAAGCCCAAACUACAACCACAGCUAGCCCCACUACAACUACAGCUGCCCCAACUACAAUCACAGCAUCACCAACAACAACUACAGCUUCCCCAACUACAAUCACAGCAUCACCAACUAAAACUACAGCUUCCCCAACUACAACUGCUGGCCCAACUACAACUGCAUCCUCAACAACUACAGCUGCACCAACUACAAUUACAGCUUCCCUAACGACAACAACGGCUGCACCAACUACGAUUACAACUGCACCAACAACAACUACAGCUACCAAAACUACAAUGACAGCUGCCCCAACGACAACAACAUCUGCACCAACUGCAAAAACGGCCGCACCAACAACUACCACAGAAGCCGCAACUACAACUACAGCUUCCCCAACUACAACUGCUGUCCCAACUACAACAACUGCUUAUCCAACAACAACUACAACUUCCCCAACUACAACGACAGCUGCCCCAACGACAACAACUGCUGAACCAACUACGACAACUGCCGCACAAACAACUACCACAGAAGCCGCAACUACAACUCCAGCUUCCCCAACUAAAACUUCUGCAACUACAACCACAGCUUCCCCAACUACAACAGCAGCUGCUCCAACUACAACAACAGCUUCCCCAACUAAAACAACUGCUUUACCGACUACAACUGCUUUAUCAACAACAACCACAGCGGUCCCAACUACAACUACACCUUUUCCAACUAAAACCACAGCUCCCCCAACUACAUCUACACCUUCCCCAACUACAACAUCUACACCAACUACAACUGCUGCAUUAAAAAUUACCACAGCUUUUGCAACUACAAGUACAAAUGCCCCAACAACAACUUCUCCAACUUCAACUACAGCUGCCCCAAUUACAACUACAACUGCCCAAACUACAACUACAGAUUCUCCAACUACAAUAACUGCUUCACCGUCUACAACAGCUGUUCUACCAACAACUACCACACCUGCCCCAAGUACAACCACAGAAGCCACAGCUACAACUACAGCUGCACCAACUACAACUACAGCUUCCCAAACUACAACUGCUACCCCAACGACAACAACUCCCAAACUAAAACCUACCACAGAAGCCCCCACUACAACCACAGCAUCCCAACCUACAACUACAGCUUCCCCAACUACUACAACUGCUGCAUCAAUUACAACCACAGCUGCCCAAAAUAAAUCGACAGCUAGCCCCACUACAACUACAGCUGCACCAACUACAACCACAGCUGCACCAACUACAACCACAGCUUCCCCAACUACAACUACUUCUCCAACGACAACAACUGCAACACCAACAACUACCACAGAAGCCCCCACUACAACCACAGUGUCCCCAACUAAAACUACAGCUUCCCCAACUACUACAACUGCUGAACAAAAAACCACUGCUGCACCAACUACAACCACAGCUUCCCCAACUACAACCACAGCGACACCAACUACAACUACAACUGCCCCAACUACAACCACAGCAAGCCCCACUAAAAACACAGUUAGCCCCACUACAACUACAGCUACCCCAACUAAAACUACAACUGCCCCAACGACAAACACUGCUGCACCGACUACAACAACUGCUGCACCAACAACUACCACAGAAGCCCAAACUACAACAACAGCUUCCCCAACUACAACAACUGCUGCACCAACUACUACAACUGCUGCACCAACUACAACCACAGCUGCCCAAACUACAACUACAGCAAGCCCCUCUACAACUAAAGCUGUACCAACUACAACCACAGCUGCACCAACUAAAACUACAACUUCCCAGACUAUAACUACUUCCCCAACGACAACAACUGCAGCACCAACAACUACCACAGAAGCCCCCACUACAACCACAGCGUCCCAAACUACAACUACAGCUGCACCAACAACGACAGCUUCACCAACAACCACCACAGGUGCCCCAACUACAACCACAACUAGCCCCACUACAACUACAGCUGCAGCACCUACAACCACAGCUGCACCAACUACAGCUUCCCCAACUACAAGUACUGCCCCAACGAGAACUGCCACACCAAAAACUACCACAGAAGCCCCCACUACAACCACAGCGUCCCCAACUAAAACUACAGCUUCCUCAACUACCACAACUGCUGAACCAACAACAACUGCUGCACCAACAACAACCACAGCUGCCCCAACAACAACCACAGCAAGCCCCACUAAACCCAAAGCUAGCCACACUACAACUACAGCUACCCCAACUACAACUACAGCUUCCCCAACCACAACAACCGCUGCCCCGACUACAACAACUGCCGUACCAAAAACUACCACAGAAGCCCAAACUACAACCACAGCAAGCCCCACUACAACUACAGCUUCCCCAACUACAAUCACACCAACAACAACUACAACUUCCCCAACUACAACGACAGCUGCCCCAACGACAACAACUGCUGAACCAACUACGACAACUGCCGCACAAACAACUACCACAGAAGCCGCAACUACAACUCCAGCUUCCCCAACUAAAACUUCUGGCAAAACUACAACAACUUCUGCUCCAACAACAACUACAGCUGAACACACUACAACUACAGCUUCCCCAAUGGCAAAAACUGCUGCACCAACUACGACAACUGCCGCACCAACAACUUCCACAGAAGCCGCAAGUAAAACUACAGCUUCCCCAACUACAACAACUGCUGCACUGACUACAACGACUGCUGCACCGACUACAAUGACUGUUUCACCAACAACCACCACUGCUUCCCCAACUACAACUACAGCUAGUCCCACUACAACUACAGCUUCCCCAACUCUAACCACAGCUGCACCAACUACAACCACAGCUUCCCCAACUACAACUGCUGCCCCAACUAAAACAACUGCUGCCGCAACAACUACAGCUUCCCCAACUACAACGACUGCUUCCCCAACCACAACUGCUGCACCAACUACAACUCCUGUCACAACAACAACAACUACAGCUUCCCCAACUACAUCGACAGCUACCCAAACAACGACAACUGCCGCACCAACUACAACAACUACUGCACCAACAACUACCACAAUAUCCCCAACUACAACUAUAGCUUCCCCGAUUACAACAACUGCUGCACAAACUAAUACCAUACUUGCAGCAACUACAACCACAGCUUCCCCAACUACAACAGCAGCUGCUCCAACUACAACAACAGCUUCCCCAACUAAAACAACUGCUUUACCGACUACAACUGCUUUAUCAACAACAACCACAGCGGUCCCAACUACAACUACACCUUUUCCAACUAAAACCACAGCUCCCCCAACUACAUCUACACCUUCCCCAACUACAACAUCUACACCAACUACAACUGCUGCAUUAAAAAUUACCACAGCUUUUGCAACUACAAGUACAAAUGCCCCAACAACAACUUCUCCAACUUCAACUACAGCUGCCCCAAUUACAACUACAACUGCCCAAACUACAACUACAGAUUCUCCAACUACAACAACUGCUUCACCGUCUACAACAGCUGUUCUACCAACAACUACCACACCUGCCCCAAGUACAACCACAGAAGCCACAGCUACAACUACAGCUGCACCAACUACAACUACAGCUUCCCCAACUACAACUGCUACCCCAACGACAACUGCCAAACUAAAAACUACCACAGAAGCCCCCACUACAACCACAGCAUCCCAACCUACAACUACAGCUUCCCCAACUACUACAACUGCUGCAUCAACUACAACCACAGCUGCCCAAAAUACAACGACAGCUAGCCCCACUACAACUACAGCUGCACCAACUACAACCACAGCUGCACCAACUACAACCACAGCUUCCCCAACUACAACUACUUCUCCAACGACAACAACUGCAACACCAACAACUACCACAGAAGCCCCCACUACAACCACAGUGUCCCCAACUAAAACUACAGCUUCCCCAACUACUACAACUGCUGAACCAAAAACCACUGCUGCACCAACUACAACCACAGCUUCCCCAACUACAACUAUAACUACUUCCCCAACGACAACAACUGCAGCACCAACAGCUACCACAGAAGCCCCCACUACAACCACAGCGUCCCAAACUACAACUACAGCUGCACCAACAACGACAGCUUCACCAACAACCACCACAGGUGCCCCAACUACAACCACAACUAGCCCCACUACAACUACAGCUGCAGCACCUACAACCACAGCUGCACCAACUACAGCUUCCCCAACUACAAGUACUGCCCCAACGAGAACUGCCACACCAAAAACUACCACAGAAGCCCCCACUACAACCACAGCGUCCCCAACUAAAACUACAGCUUCCCCAACUACCACAACUGCUGAACCAACAACAACUUCUGCACCAACAACAACCACAGCUGCCCCAACAACAACCACAGCAAGCCCCACUAAAACCAAAGCUAGCCCCACUACAACUACAGCUACCCCAACUACAACUACAGCUUCCCCAACCACAACAACCGCUGCCCCGACUACAACAACUGCCGCACCAAAAACUACCACAGAAGCCCAAACUACAACCACAGCAAGCCCCACUACAACUACAGCUUCCCCAACUACAAUCACAGCAUCACCAACUACAACUACAGCUUCCCCAACUACAACUGCUGGCCCAACUACAACUGCUGCCUCAACAACUACAGCUGCACCAACUACAAUUACAGCUUCCCUAACGACAACAACGGCUGCACCAACUACGAUUACUGCUGCACCAACAACAACUACAGCUACCAAAACUACAAUGACAGCUGCCCCAACGACAACAACUGCUGCACCAACUGCGAAAACGGCCGCACCAACAACUACCACAGAAGCCGCAACUACAACUACAGCUUCCCCAACUACAACAACUGCAGCACCGACUACAACAACUGCUGCACCAACAACCACCACAGCUGCCCCAACUACCACCACAGCUCCUGCACCAACUACAACUACAGCUUCCCCAACUACAACUGCUGUCCCAACUACAACAACUGCUUAUCCAACAACAACUACAACUUCCCCAACUACUACGACAGCUGCCCCAACGACAACAACUGCUGAACCAACUACGACAACUGCCGCACAAACAACUACCACAGAAGCCGCAACUACAACUACAGCUUCCCCAACUAAAACUUCUGGCAAAACUACAACAACUUCUGCUCCAACAACAACUACAGCUGAACACACUACAACUACAGCUUCCCCAAUGACAAAAACUGCUUCACCAACUACAACAACUUCUGCACCAACAACAACUACAGCUGCCCCAACUACAACGACAGCUGCCCAAACGACAACAACUGCUGCACCAACUACGACAACUGCCGCACCAACAACUUCCACAGAAGCCACAAGUAAAACUACAGCUUCCCCAACUACAACAACUGCUGCACCGACUACAACGACUGCUGCACCGACUACGACUGCGUCCCAAACUACAACUACAGCUGCACCAACAACGACAGCUUCACCAACAACCACCACAGGUGCCCCAACUACAACCACAACUAGCCCCACUACAACUACAGCUGCAGCACCUACAACCACAGCUGCACCAACUACAGCUUCCCCAACUACAAGUACUGCCCCAACGAGAACUGGCACACCAAACACUACCACAGAAGCCCCCACUACAACCACAGCAUCCCCAACUAAAACUACAGCUUCCCCAACUACCACAACUGCUGAACCAACAACAACUGCUGCACCAACAACAACCACCGCUGCCCCAACUACAACCACAGCAAGCCCCACUAAAACCAAAGCUAGCCCCACUACAACUACAGCUACCCCAACUACAACUACAGCUUCCCCAACCACAACAACCGCUGCCCCGACUACAACUGCCGCACCAAAAACUACCACAGAAGCCCAAACUACAACCACAGCUAGCCCCACUACAACUACAGCUGCCCCAACUACAAUCACAGCAUCACCAACUACAACUACAGCUUCCCCAACUACAAUCACAGCAUCACCAACUACAACUACACUUCCCCAACUAUAA